Syngnathus typhle (broad-nosed pipefish) is the source of this 6156-nucleotide messenger RNA. RefSeq names its product formin homology 2 domain containing 3a (gene fhod3a). Gene Ontology annotation, molecular function: actin filament binding. The transcript is spliced from 28 exons. Bases 299 to 5062 code for a protein of 1587 amino acids. Gene Ontology annotation, biological process: actin filament network formation; cardiac myofibril assembly; sarcomere organization. The record is from RefSeq and is a predicted model, not a curated record. NCBI's taxonomy places the organism in Eukaryota, Metazoa, Chordata, Actinopteri, Syngnathiformes, Syngnathidae. Gene Ontology annotation, cellular component: cytoplasm; cytoskeleton.
ACAGUGGAGCGGCUGUCAGUGUCAGACAGACACUCUCCGGCACCAGGCUGCUGGAGUCCGCCUACGUCCCCCUUUAUUGGCCACCUGCCUAUCCCAGAAUAAAACAGGGCAGUGCAAAAAAAAAAAAUCAAAAAAAUCUGCAGCAGAAGACGAGAGACAGCAUAGUGAGUGACCGGCAGUCCAUCGGAUCAAGCCUGGGUCCCGGGUUGCCCACUUGACGACGCUUGUUUGUUUUAGUUACCAGCAUAUUGAGCUGAGGAGCCCGGGGAAAGCUGGCAACCACUUGCAUGGAUGCACCAUGGCCACGUUUGUGUGCAGGAUUCAGUUUUUAGACGACACCGAUCCGUUCAACAGCACUAAUUUUCCAGAACCGACCCGACCGCCGUUGUACACUUUCAGGGAGGACAUCCCCCUCAUCAACCAACUUGCAGGCAUCCACCGGCUCUUGAAGGCUCCACACAAGCUCGAUGAUUGUGCGCUGCAGCUUUCCCACAAUGGCACCUAUCUGGACUUGGAGUCCUCCUUGGCAGAGCAAAGGGACGAGCUGGAAGGCUUCCAGCAAGAUGAAACAGGGUCCAGAGGGAAAAAGCACAGUGUUGUUUUACGAACCCAGCUGACCGUCCGCGUACACGCCUGCAUCGAAAAACUGUAUAACUCCAAUGGACGUGACUUGAGGAGGGCGCUGUUUUCGCUGAAGCAAAUCUUUCAGGAUGACAAAGACCUCGUCCAUGAGUUUGUGAUGGCUGAAGGUUUGACGUGUCUCAUCAAAGUGGGCGCUGAAGCGGACCAGAACUACCAGAACUAUAUAUUAAGAGCUCUGGGACAGAUCAUGCUUUACGUUGACGGGAUGAACGGGGUCAUCAGCCACACUGAGACAAUCGAGUGGCUUUAUACACUUGUGGGGUCAAAGUUCCGCCUGGUGGUUAAAACAGCAAUGAAACUCUUGCUGGUCUUCGUGGAGUACUCUGAAUCCAACGCCUCGCUUCUCAUGGAAGCCAUUGCUACAGUGGAUUCCAAAAGAGGUUGCAAAGCGUGGUCCAAUGCUAUUGAGAUCUUGCAGGAGAAAGACGGCGUGGACACAGAGCUCCUGAUCUACGCCAUGACCCUCAUCAACAAGACACUGGCAGCAUUACCGGACCAGGACUCUUUUUACGACAUGGUGGACGGUCUGGAAGAGCAAGGAAUGGAGACGGUAACCCAGAGACACCUGAAUCGGAAAGGAACUGAUCUGGAUUUGGUUGAGCAGCUCAACAUCUACGAGUCCACCCUCCGGCAUGAGGACGGCGACGACGACAGCCAGCCUCCGCCGACGGGUCGACGGGAUCGUCGGCGAGCGAGCAUCGGGGGCGGGGAUAAGCGGUGCGGGUUGGAGAGGAGGCGGAGCCGCAGGGCUUCUCUGGUGCGAUCCGGACAGGCGUCCCCCUGCAGCCCCGCGUCCCCACAAAGGGCAGGCUUCCAUCCGUUUAACGGGCAAAGGCCUGAGGAAAUUAGCGAAAGAGAUGAGGAAUAUGAGGAUGCAGUGAUAAAGGAGUAUGAAGAGGAUCCGCCCGCCCUGACCGAAUCCGAUUCCGAUGAAAACGAUGACGCUUUUUUGACUAGUCAGAAUAGUUCCAGCUCGGUUCGCCAUUUUCCAUCCAUCAUUCAACGGACAAUCCAAUCCAUCACCAUCACAUCCAAACCCAUACACGAGCGAGAUCCUGGGAUUUGGAAGGAAUCAUCCCCCGUGUCCCCUCCUCCCAUGCCCUCCCCCCCGAGCCCCCACUUGACUCCCCUGUCCCCUCCUCCCAUGCCCUCCCCCCUCAGCGCCCCCUCUCUUCUGGCCGCCCUGUUGGCCAGGAAGAAGGUCACCAGCACAGUGCCAGCCAGCAAAGAGGUCAGCCCGCCAUUGCGCGGCGGUUUGUAUCCCUCCCCCGAGCACCUCCCAUACAAACCCCACUCGCCAUUUCACCUCUUCUCCUACGACAUGGAGGAAGAGACGUCACCUCAAUCUCCAACCCAAGCCGAAGUGCAGACAGAUAAUGCGACAAUUCCAAGGAACGGGGGUCCCGGGUCCUACUCCACUCACGGCGGCUCCUCGACGCCCACCAGUCCCAGGCCUCCCCUGGGAGGUCUCCUAUCUUCCUCGUAUCGACAACACCAGGAGUCGUUGGCGGCCGAACGAGAGCGGCGCCGGAUGGAGAGAGAGGAGAGGCUGCAGAGGAUCGAACGAGAGGAGAGGAACAAACACAGCCGAGACUACUUGGAUAAAAUGGAGGAGGCCCGGUUGGCGCGGGAAGAAAGGUAUAAGAACGUGGAGCGCUUGGCGGCCGAGGAGUACGAGAAGGAACGCGUCCCCCGCGGACCGAGGACCCGCCUGGAACUCGACCUGACCUUCGAACCUUCCGAGACGUGGCCGUCGUCCACGCGGAGCAUCACGCCGUCCUCGCAGGAGGCCGACGACGAAGCUGAACAACCCGUUAGCACUUACGCACCCUCUCAAGCUGUGACAGAAGAAGCCGACGACUCGAAGGCCAGAGAAGAACCCGAGGAGAACAAAACCGAGGAGGAACAAGAGGAGCGAGAAGAAGAGAAGGAGGUGCAAGAAGAAGCGGAGAUCGAAAGCGAGGAGGAAGGCGAUCAGGAGGAGACUCAAGAGACGAAGGUGCAGGAGGAGGCCGAGGAGGACAGCGGUAUCCUGAGCGACAAGGAGAGGCAAAACGAGGAGGUGAACGAGAAGGACAACUGCUCGGCCUCCAGCAUCUCCUCAGCUAGCAGCACCCUGGAGAGAGAAGAGCGAGGGAACAGCGAGAAUGACCUCAAAGAAGAAGUAAACAAACAAAGUAGCAAACUCAACAGUAAACUUUUCAUGCUGGACAUGUUGUACUCGCAAAACAAGAAGCCCUGCGAGGAAGAGGAGGAUGCCGAGAGGGAGAAAGAAGAAGGAGAGGGGGAGGACAAAGAGGAGACGCACAAGGACGUUGACGAACAGCCGAGCGAUGAACAGUUACACAACGAGCACGAUGAGAAAAACGAUCAGCGGGGGAGCAUACGGCAAUUCGCCGAGCGCUUCGGAGAUUUGAUCAAGGACAUGAACCACCCGCACUUGGACGGCCAAGUCGAAGAUGUAAUGCCGCUUCUUCCUCCCAAAAAGGAGUCGGACACCAUCUGGGACCAACUCUUAGCUAGCCCUCGAGAGCUGCGCAUCGGCGACAUCAACUUCACCGACCUGACGGAGGACGACGACGUCGAUAUCCUGGACGCUAAUUUGAUGAGCAGCUGCGGCGACCUACCCCCGCCGCCUCCCCCUCCCCUUCCUCCGCCUCCGCCUCCGAUGCUCUCCUUCGCGUCCUUCCCUCCACCCCCGCCUGUCCUCAGCAGUUGCCCGCCACCUCCUCCCUUGUCGAACAUGAUGCUGCCUCCUCCACCUCCCCCGUCGUUCAGCUCCCUAAUGCACGGGCCUCCUCCUGAACCUCCUCUUUUCAACAAGAAGAAGAAGACAAUCAGAUUAUUCUGGAAUGAGGUGCGUCCAGAAGUGCCAUGCAGGGACUACAAGAGGAAUGGAGACUCCGUUUGGACCAAACUGGAGUCAGUGAAAUUAGACACAGUCAAACUGGAACAUCUGUUUGAGUCCAAGUCAAAAGAAAUGCCUGUGACCAAGAAACCUGCAGCGGACGGUAAGCGCCAGGAGAUUAUCGUGCUGGAUUCCAAAAGGAGCAACGCCAUCAACAUCGGGCUAACCGUUCUGCCCCCGCCUCGCACCAUCAAGACGGCCAUCCUUAACUUUGAUGAAUACGCGCUCAACAAGGAAGGCAUCGAGAAAAUCCUCACAAUGAUCCCGACUGAGGAGGAGAAGCAGAAGAUCCAGGAGGCUCAAUUGGCUAACCCCGACACUCCUCUGGGUUCGGCCGAGCAGUUCCUCCUCACUUUGUCGUCCAUCAGCGAGCUCUCCGCCCGACUUCAGCUGUGGGCCUUCAAGAUGGACUACGAGGCAACUGAAAAGGAAGUAGCUGAGCCACUGCAGGAUCUCAAGGAGGGGAUGGAACAACUUGAGAAGAACAAGACUCUCCGCUGCAUUCUCUCCACGUUGCUCGCAAUCGGAAAUUUCCUCAAUGGAACCAACGCCAAAGGUUUCGAGCUGACGUACUUGCAGAAGGUCCCCGAAGUAAAGGACACGGUCCAUAAACAGUCUCUGCUGCAUCACACCUGCUCGGUGGUGGUGGAGAACUUUCCUCAAAGCACGGACCUCUACUCGGAAAUUGGAGCCAUCACACGUUCCGCCAAGGUGGAUUUCGACCUGCUGCAGGAGAACCUGGGUCAGAUGGAACGCCGCUGCAAAGCAUCGUGGGACCACCUGAAGGUGAUCGCCAAGCACGAGAUGAAACCGCAGCUCAAGCAGAAGAUGUCGGAUUUCCUCAAAGACUCCGCCGAGCGAAUCAUCAUCCUCAAGAUCGUCCACCGCAGGAUCAUCAAUAGGUUCCAUUCCUUCCUUUUAUUUCUGGGCCACCCGGCGUACAGCGCCAGAGACGUCAGCGUCCACAGGUUCAGUAAGAUCCUCAGCGAGUUCGCUCUGGAGUACCGGACCACCCGAGACCGCGUGCUGCAGCAGAAACAGAAACGAGCCGACCACCGCCAACGGAACAAAACGCGAGGGAAGAUGAUCGUAGACGUGGAGAUGGACGCGACAAGGCCACAAGGUCUGGGCCACGCAGAAGACGCGGCGGAACACGAGCACAUGAAAGCCGUGCUGAGAACGAGCCUAAGCUGCGGCGGCGACAAGGACGGCAGCGCUGUACCGGGCCUGCGGACGCGCACUCGGUCACGACCAGGACGGGGAGGUGGCAGCAUGCGGACGCGGACCCCGGCCGUGGAAGACACUCAGGUGUGCGGAGACGACGCGGCGGAUGAAAUCAUGGAACGCAUCGUGAGGUCCGCCACUCAGGCUCCAGGAAGUAGACCGCAACCGCGCGAGAGGAGGAGGUCAAGGGCCAACCGGAAAUCAUUGAGGCGGACCUUGAAAAACGGUUUAACCCCAGAGGAGGCGUUGGCGUUGGGUUUAACCGAUUCCGGCGAGCCGCAGAUGUAAUAUGGUGCUCUAACAUGGUCGCCGUUUGCCUUUGCUACACAAUCUUCUCAUUGCACCAAGCGGAAGCUCCAAGUUUCUGUCAGCUGCUAACCUUGCCGGAUGUGUCUGAGUGAUGACGUCAGUGUUGUUGUCGUUUUAUUUUUAUUUUUUUUGGAGUGCUGCACAAUGACAAUCCUCCUGAGGAUGCGGUGAAGGAAGGAAGGAAAGGAGGAGAAGCGAUGCUGUCGUUCAGGUUAAUUGGAAUAGCUGUUAUUUAAAGACAACGCCAUUACUCCUAUUUAAGCUGUGAACUGAUGACCCAAAGAUGAACUUUCACCCAGUUCCAAAGUACCUAAAAUCAACACAGAAAAGGCAAACCUGAAAUGAUAAUUUUGUGUAAGUACAAAUGGUUGCUCCGGGCAACCGAGGGUCUUUAAUUGGCUGUGUGCCUUUCAACCAAAAAAAAAAAAAAAAAAAGGGAUAAUGUUGUUUGCUUUAUUCAUCUGCUUCUGUUUCCUGUUAACUUCCUCAGUGUUGCAAACAGUUCCUUUUUCUUUUUGGGUGAAAAUGUUCUCAGUAUUUAUUUGAAAGCUCUCACUCUUAUUUUGUAAACCUUUUGCACCUUACGAAGUCACUCUCAGUAAAGGAAGUUUUUAUUUUUGAGGAAUUAUUUGUAAAGUGUAAAAAUACUUUUUUUUUUUACAAUUAUUAAAGUCGUAGCAAAGACUGCAUGUAACAUGUACUUGCCCUGUUACAUCGGUGUCAAUGGUGUGCUUGUGUAGUGCAGUUGAAGUUAUUUUAUAAUAUAUGUAGAAAUUGUAUUAUAGUUGGAGCAGAAUUAACAGAAGAGUAAAUUUGUAAGAUAUAAAACUGUAGAUUUGGUCAAAUAGAGGGAAGUAUUAUUUUUAUGGAGUUAUUCCUCGCUGCUUUUGCUUUCAAAGUGUGUUUUUUUUUCUUUUCUUUUUAAUAUAUCGAAUUGAAGGAAAUGAGGGCCCUUCGCAACCUGGGAAACAUCACCAUGAAGUCCAAUUGUCUCACUUGAAAUGCUGUUUGUAAAUGAUCUACAGGAAUGAAAAUAAAAUAAAUAAAAACAUUGUGUAAGGUUAAAAAAAGCA